Molecule: messenger RNA, 1434 nt
Organism: Trichobilharzia szidati
Lineage: Eukaryota; Metazoa; Platyhelminthes; Trematoda; Strigeidida; Schistosomatidae
Source: the annotation of a GenBank genome assembly
GUUAUCCCGCAUCCAUAUAAAUACCUUAGAAAAAGACCAGUUUGAUCUUAAAAAUAUGGCUAGACUGCAAACUAUGGACGAGGAUCUGAAAAGAAUAAAAAAUAGCACGAGUACUUCCUUACGUUUGCAAGAUGUUAUGCUUGAUGAAGGCCUAACUAUUACGUGUGAUAUUUCCAAAGGUAAACCGCGCCCUUUUGUCCCACUAGAAAUGCGAAGAUCAGUUUUUUCCAAAAUACAUGGCAUUUCGCACCCUGGCAUCCGAGCAACAGUUAAACUGAUAAGUGACCGAUAUGUAUGGCCGAAUAUGAAUCGGGAGAUUAAACAUGGGCCAGAUCAUGUUUAGCCUGCCAAAAGUCAAAAGUACAACGACAUACAGUUUCACCUAAUGGCCAGUUUCCAGAACCUGAUGGUAGGUUCCAACACAUACACAUUGACAUCGUUGGACCGUUACCACCAUCUAAUGGCUUUACGUACAUUUUAACGUGUAUUGACAGAUUUACGAGAUGGCCAGUAGCUUGUCCCUUACCUGAUAUUUCUGCUGAAACUGUUGCAAAGAGCAUCAUGCAAAAUUGGAUUUCCAACUUCGGAGUGCCCACCAUUAUUACUACAGACAGAGGUGCCCAAUUCGAAAGCCAUUUAUUACAACAACUCACAGAACUACUGGGAAUCAAACGUAUACGUACUACUGCAUAUCAUCCCAGUUCAAACGGCUUAGUGGAGAGAUUUCAUCGUCAACUGAAAGCAUCACUGAUGGCAGUGAAGGAUGAUGAUAAGUGGAGCGAUAAAUUACCUCUUGUACUUCUUGGAAUACGUUCGACAAUAAAACAAGAUAUCAAAUGUUGCCCAGCAGAAUUAGUUUAUGGUACUACUUUACGACUACCUGGAGAAUAUUUCAACCCAGCCACUGAAGUUCCAGCUGACGAAACUACUUUUGUGCAACAACUGAGACAACAUAUGAGCCUUUUAAGAUAUCACCCACCGCGACAUCAGCUCAACCAAGCAUACAUGCCUGAAAAACUAGAAAAUUGCACGCAUGUUUUCAUACGACACGACGGUGUAAGGAAACCACUUCAACCACCUUAUGACGGACCAUUCAAAGUAAUAAGCAGAACAAGCAAAAUCAUCACUGUCGAACGCGGAGGAAAACACGAGAUUGUAAGCAUCGAUCGCGUAAAACCAGCUUUCAUGGAAAUAGAGGUGACUGAAUUUUUACCCAAAUCAACAUCAUCUCAAGAUUCAAAAUCUGGUGAUAUUCCGUCUAACAAAAAAGAAAGAAUCACAAGAUCAGGCAGACGAGUACAUUGGUCACAAAGAUUUGUACAGACAAUUUAUUUCCAAUUCAUUUCCAUAGUACCUUAUUACGGUACUAUUAACUGCAUAUAAGAUAUAAAUCUAUUCUGUAACUCCUUACAAUAAAAAUCCCAUUAUUAUUCU